AUGAAAAGUCCUUCGCCUAAAGUUAUAAUACUGUAUUCAACUGUAUUUGUGGAAGAAAUAUUAUAUUUAUUACUAUUACUUUACAGCCGUAUUAAUCAAGAAGAAAAUAAAGGAGUAGAGAGAGAUCGGAAUCCAUUUUUGUAUUGCCUGCAUCGUAGUCCAGCCAUGUCUGAAAGAGAACCAAUAAGUGGUACAAGCAAAGACUAUGGAGCUACUGCAGCUGUGCCCAACGUGGGCUUUGCGGACUUCAGUCCCACAGAGCUGUACAACUUGAGUGAGGGUAUAGCGGACAAUAUCAGCACAAUCAACACAGGACUACGGUCAUUGGAGAAAAUGAUGAAGCAGAUUGGCAGCCCCAGUGACAGUGUGCAGUUGAGGGAUAAAAUCCAUGAUACCCAACAAUCAGUGAAUAGCUCUGUGUCAGCAACUGCUCGCGACAUACAACGGCUCGGCGUGGUGGUACGACGCGGCGAUAAGCCACAGAAGCUGCAGGUGGAACGGCUGACACAAGCAUUCCGAGAAGCUCUCGCUACAUAUUCUUCUGUACAAAAAAAAGUGUCAGAGAAGAUGGCGGCUCACAUGCCGCGGCCGCCGCGCGUCCGGAACGACCCAGGCGCUCUCGAACAACAAGCCAUUGCUGACGACGAAGAAGCCUCGCUCAUCGCCAAUCAACAAGCUCAGGCUCGUCUUGUACAGUUUGAAACAAGUAUGAUGCUUGAAAGAGAAGCUUACAUCAAUAAAAUAGAAGCGGAUGUAUUAGAUGUGAAUCAAAUUGUUCAGGAACUUGCCCAAAUGGUUAAUCAACAAGCACAGUCUGUAGAAACCGUCGAAAGCCACAUAGAGUCGGUGAGUGCGAACGUGGAAGCCGGUGUCGAUGAACUGGCCAAGGCUGCCGAAUAUCAACGAAGGUAUCGCAGGAAAAUGUUCAUCCUGAGCUUGAUAAUCAUCAUAGUAGGCAUUUGUUUGAUCGUUUGGCUAGUCAAACAGUUCAGAUAA
Molecule: messenger RNA, 996 nt
Organism: Arctia plantaginis
Lineage: Eukaryota; Metazoa; Arthropoda; Insecta; Lepidoptera; Erebidae
Source: the annotation of a GenBank genome assembly